ACCAAGCAAUUUGUAUGCUUUUUUUAUGUCGAAUAUACUGAAGAAAAUGUCAUGAAGUACAAAAAAGUAGUCGAAGAUUAUGGUGAUGUAGAGAUCUGCUAUAACGCCGAUCCAAAACAACCGAUAUUGGUGACAGAAAGGAGGAUUCAUGAAUGCCCUCAAUUAUAUCGUUUGUAUCCAGCGAGCACCUCCAGUUUGUUGGAAAAUCAACCGUGA
Molecule: messenger RNA, 216 nt
Organism: Halteromyces radiatus
Lineage: Eukaryota; Fungi; Mucoromycota; Mucoromycetes; Mucorales; Cunninghamellaceae
Exons: 1
Source: RefSeq, a predicted model, not a curated record